Molecule: messenger RNA, 1227 nt
Organism: Fomitopsis serialis
Lineage: Eukaryota; Fungi; Basidiomycota; Agaricomycetes; Polyporales; Fomitopsidaceae
Exons: 3
Coding region: 1-882 (293 amino acids)
Biological process (GO): mitotic chromosome condensation
Cellular component (GO): condensed chromosome; condensin complex
Source: RefSeq, a predicted model, not a curated record
AUGCCUGCACGCACAACGGCCCCCGCAGACAUCGAGACAAUCGCGGGCUUCAUCCCCAAAGUCUUCGAGCAGGUCCAAUAUACGGUCGCAAAUCACCAGAAGAAUCACAUUGCGCUCUACAAGCUCCAUCUCGACGCCGCGACGCACACCCAGUCCGUGCAGAAUGGCAAGAGCAUCAAACUCAUUGGCGAGCGCGCCUUUGAGUACAAUCUAAUUGGCAUGCUCUACGUAUUACCCGUGAAGAAGGGCAUCAGCGUCGCCGACAGGGUGAUCAAGUUCGUAGGGGGCUACACAAAAUUCAUAAACGAGAAAACUACGGAGGCUGCAGAAGAGAAGGGAGAGGAGGAGGAAACAACCGCGUCCAGAUUCGUCUCCCGCGUCCUUCGCUUCCUCCUCUCCGGAUGUGCCAAAGACAAGACCGUUCGCUACCGAGUCGUGCAGUGCAUCGCGGAGAUGAUCGCGCAUUUGGACGAGAUCGAUGAGGACCUCUACUCCUCACUGCGCUCCUCCCUCAUGGAACGCGCGCGUGACACAGAGUCCACCAUCGGCUUCCAAGCUGUUGUUGCGCUCUCCAAACUCGCAGGCUCCGAGGAUGUGUCGAACUCGAAGAGGGCGAGCAGACCAUCAUGGACAUGCUCAUCGACUGCCUCACCUACGACGCCGCUCCGUAAGUUGCUGAUAUUCCCUGCAACAACUCGUGUCUCACUCAACCAUCGCAGCGAUGUGCGCCGCUCUGCCCUGCUCAACCUUCCCCUUACCCCUGCGAUACUCCCGCCGAUGCUGGCCCGCACGCGCGACACAGACCCACCCCCGCCUUCUCCGACGCCGUCGUCGUUCACCGAAGAUUCCGCUGAUGCGCUGGACCUCAGAAAGGACGCGUAACCGCUGGAGUUCCUCGAGCUGCAUGACAUCGACCUGACCCCGGAGGCGUUCGCGGUGGUCUUCGCACGCUCCCCCAUAUCCGCGAGCUCCGGCUACACGAGAGCUCAGUCUCUGCCAACGGGACGCUCCGUCUGCUGCAUGGCCCGCAUGGGCUCUGUCCGCGGCUCACCAAGGUCGAUUUCCGGUGGUGCGGCUCGUCGAGCUCGUGCGAAGUCGGCUUCCCGGCGCAGCGGGUGCGGUAACGGAGCGGUCUCAGCCUGCGUCGGCGGCCUAGAUCGAGGUCCUCAACCCGGAAACCGCAAGCGCUAGUAUGACGGGUCCGGCCGCAGACCCUGUCGAAGAGGU